GUCAUUAAAUUGAAGUCACAUUUGACAACUAUGUUAGCAUGGGUGUAUCUUAGCGGUGUUAUUUUGAUUUCAUAAUUCAAUUCACGUAAUAAUAGUUAUAUCACAUCUUAUCCUCUGAAAUACGCCUGAAAUAAGGUGGAAAUUGCUGGAAAUACAAUGGGCGACAACAGAAAGAAGAAAAAAUUCUACUUUCGUAAACGAAGAAAUAAAUAUUUCCUGGAACCCGGCUUUAGAGGCUUCUUCUGCACAUGUAACUUCAGGGAGAAAGAUUGUGUAAAGGAGAUGUAUAAUUUAUUAAAUGAGUAUGCGGGUAAAUUGUACACUGAAGACUACGGCACUAAGCCAACAACUGUUGAUUCCGACGAGCGAUCUGAUACUGAUACAGACAAUGAGACUGAUAUUGGAGAUAUGCUUAGGCGUGAAGUGGAUUCGAUGAGAAAAGAUUCUCAAAAAUCUCUCAAGCAUAAGAGAUUUCAGGUCGUAGAGACAGGAGUAUCAAACUGUAUUUUUAUCAAAACUAAUUUACCCAGUCCUGAAGAAUUGACAACAGCAAUCAUAAAAGACUUGACUACGACAAAAGUGCAGAAAACACGACACGUAUUACGUUUGCUACCCAUAAUGGCAACUUGCAAAGCAAACUUGCCCGAUAUAAUGGAAUCUGCAGGGAAACUCUUUGAUAAAUACUUUUUGAAGGAACCUUCAACAUUUGCAAUUAUUUUUAACAAACGAUUAAAUAGUAGUGCCUCUCGAGAUCUUAUCAUUAAAGAACUCGCUGACUUAAUAGUACUGAAGAAUGGUGGAAACAAGGCAGAUUUGAAAAAUCCAGGCCUCUGUAUAAUAGUGGAGAUAAUAAAAGGCAUUUGCUUAUUAAGUAUUGUGGAUAAUUACUAUUCAUAUAAAAAGUAUAAUUUACAUGAAAUAUGCAAAGAAGAGGUGUGCGAUGAUUCUGGAGAGACAGAAGCUAAGAAGUUUAAGGCUGACAUAUCUCAGGGAGAAGAGCAAAGUAAAGAUUGAUAAAUAAAUGUAUUUCUCUUUGUUGUAUUUUAGUGUAUAGGUUAAGGCAACUUGGGGCCCCAAUACCAAUUCUUGCACCAAAUUCUUCUCUAUUUCUUAUCUUUUUAAAUACAUCAAUGUUUACUAUAUAAAUAUAUGUGUAACUGCA
Molecule: messenger RNA, 1162 nt
Organism: Nymphalis io (European peacock)
Lineage: Eukaryota; Metazoa; Arthropoda; Insecta; Lepidoptera; Nymphalidae
Product: THUMP domain-containing protein 1 homolog
Exons: 1
Coding region: 157-1014 (285 amino acids)
Biological process (GO): tRNA modification
Molecular function (GO): RNA binding
Source: RefSeq, a predicted model, not a curated record